AAAGAGAGAGGGGGGAGAGAGAGCGAGAGAGAGACGGGGGCAGGGCUGGAGGUUCUCCUCAUCGUAUGUGAGCUCAUGGCAGUGUGUGGAUCAAAAUGGCGACGUGGACCCGCUUCCUUCAGUUCAGUGUGCUCUGCACGGUCCUUCUCACCAGCGCUGAUAAGAGGGUGUUUCGGUCUCAGUUGGAGGCCAACACCGUCCUCCAGAGGCCCCGGAGGUCCAACACUUUCCUCCUGGAGGAGAUACUGCAGGGGAACCUGGAGAGGGAGUGUUAUGAGGAGAGCUGCAAUUUCGAGGAGGCCAGAGAGUACUUUGAAGACAUCCCCAAAACAGAAGCCUUUUGGGCAGUAUAUCGAGAUGGGGACCAGUGUAACCCCAACCCAUGUCUCAACGGUGCUAACUGCACUGAUAAAAUCGGGGGAUACAGCUGCGAAUGCAAAGAGUUCUAUGACGGAGUGAACUGCGAGAGGGAUGUGUCCCAGUGCCACUCAGAGGGACCUUGGUCAUGUGACCACUUCUGCAGGCCCACCUUCAACUCAUACCACUGCACCUGUGCAGGCGGGUACAAACUGCACUCUGACAGAAGGACCUGUCUGCCUGAGGCUCAGAAUCCCUGUGGCAGGGCACCUGUGCCCGAGCUCAGGGAGCCGAAGUGGACUGAUCUGAGGUCCAGCCCAGCCAGCCAGCCGUGUCCGCACGGGCGCUGCCCAUGGCAGGUCAGCUUGCUGGACGCCGCGGGGAGACGGGAGAUCUGCAGCGGUGUGGUCCUGGGGCAGCGGUCCAUCCUGACCGCCGCGGUCUGCGCCUCCAUGUCCGACAGAAUCCUGGUAGCGCUCGGAGAGCAGCCCGCGGGCCAGCAGGAGCUGGCGUGGCCCGACGAGCAGCCCCGACCCCCAAGGGGCCCGGGGCAGGUGUCCCCGGUGUCCCAGGUCUUCGUUCACAAGCGGUACCGGCAGGGCGAGCCAGGGGACGACCUGGCCUUCCUGCAGGUGCACCGGCCCAUCAGGCUGGGCGCGGGAGUCUUCCAGGCCUGCGUCCCGGAGAAGGACUUCAGCGAGAACGUGCUGAUGGAGUCGGGCCAGGGCGGCUGGGUGGCAGACAGGGAGGCGGGGGGCAGGCGGGGCAGCCCAAACCACCUGUCCUACCUGCCCCUGGAGGACUGCCGGACCAGCCUCAACCUCAGCUUCCCGCUCACCAACAAGAUGUUCUGCAUGGCGGGGUGGGGGGGCGGGGGCUGCGGCCUCCUGCCCGGGACCCCCGUGGUGAGCGUGAGGAAGAACACGGUCUUCCUCACGGGACUGAUCACCUCACCCCAAACGCACAACUGCAGCCAGGGGCACGUCUUCACCAAGCUCUCCCGCUACCUGCCCUGGAUCCACCAGCAGCUGGAACUCUCAGAGAAGUGAAGGUGUCCAGGGGUCAUGUGACCGACACCUUCAGUGAUCAUGUGACAGAUACCUCCAGGGCUCCACAGCUCCGCCUGUAUCAGCUCUUCCGCCAUAAUGCCCCCAUAACAGCAGGAGUGCCCCAGUGACUGCUGGGAACUUUAACAGGACUGCAACUAUUUGUACACGCCCACUGGAAUCCCUGACCCCCACAGUCUUUUCACACGGAGGUGUCAAAUAAAUGCUCAUGUUCCAAAAUUACAAA
Molecule: messenger RNA, 1650 nt
Organism: Anguilla rostrata (American eel)
Lineage: Eukaryota; Metazoa; Chordata; Actinopteri; Anguilliformes; Anguillidae
Gene: prozb
Product: protein Z, vitamin K-dependent plasma glycoprotein b
Exons: 8
Coding region: 96-1406 (436 amino acids)
Biological process (GO): blood coagulation; proteolysis
Cellular component (GO): extracellular region
Molecular function (GO): calcium ion binding; serine-type endopeptidase activity
Source: RefSeq, a predicted model, not a curated record